AUGGACACGCAAAGGGAGGCUACCGGCGCCGUGCUCCUGUGCAUAAUCGCCUGGAUAAUAGGCGUGCUUUCAGCGCCUAUCGUCACAGACGCAUCAGAAGUAUGGAGACGCGUCAUCCGUCGUGCGAUAAUCGAUGUCAAAAACGCCUUAAAAAGACGACGUGCGGACAAGAAAGAAGCCCAAAGCGAGGAGGACGAGGAUGAGGACACAGAAGUGAAACUAGUGCUCUGCGUUAGAACGGACCUCGACAUGGGAAAGGGCAAAAUAGCUGCCCAGUGCGGACACGCAUCCUUGGGCGCCUACCUGGAAUCCAUAGAGCAGAACAACCCAUACCUUGACCAAUGGCUGGCAAAUGGCCAAAAGAAGGUCGUUCUCAAGCUCCAGAGCAGCGAAGAAAUGAUGACGCUGAGGCGCAGCGCCAAAGCCGCCGACGUCAACUAUCACAUCACAUGUGACGCGGGGAGGACGCAGAUACCGUCGGGAUCGUACACCGUCAUUGCCAUCGGACCAGCGCCCGAAGGCGUAGUGAACAAGAUUACGGGACACCUUAAACUGCUCUAA
Molecule: messenger RNA, 561 nt
Organism: Babesia bigemina
Lineage: Eukaryota; Apicomplexa; Aconoidasida; Piroplasmida; Babesiidae
Product: peptidyl-tRNA hydrolase 2, mitochondrial precursor, putative
Exons: 5
Coding region: 1-561 (186 amino acids)
Cellular component (GO): cytosol; mitochondrion
Molecular function (GO): peptidyl-tRNA hydrolase activity
Source: RefSeq, a predicted model, not a curated record